Messenger RNA from Betta splendens (Siamese fighting fish), 5139 nucleotides. It is a transcript of the gene scrt2, whose product is annotated as scratch family zinc finger 2. Bases 588 to 1556 code for a protein of 322 amino acids. Lineage: Eukaryota; Metazoa; Chordata; Actinopteri; Anabantiformes; Osphronemidae. Gene Ontology annotation, biological process: regulation of DNA-templated transcription. The transcript has 2 exons. Gene Ontology annotation, molecular function: DNA-binding transcription factor activity, RNA polymerase II-specific; RNA polymerase II cis-regulatory region sequence-specific DNA binding. The record is from RefSeq and is a predicted model, not a curated record.
GGGAGGGGAGCGGGGGAGAAGGGGGAGCAACAGUGGGGGCAGUGGGGGUCUGGCUGUGUUCUUUCCCCUCUGUCUAUGUGCGAAUGCACAGACGGUUCAGUAGUAAUUUGAUGUGUGUCCCCGGGGACAUUUGAUGGAUUAAAGCUAAGCAGCUCCAUUUCGCAGCACCACCUGAUCUUCCACUGCCUGUGCCCCAUAUAAAGGCUGGCGUGAUUGCUGAUCUCAGCUAGUCUGACAGUCUCUCUCUCCCUCCUCUCUCUGUCUGUCUCCAUCUCGUCUCUUCCUCACUGGUCCCUUAAGCCUGCUGCAUCACAGGAGCUAUCCAGUGCUGAACAGGAUCGCUUUUAUUUUUUAUUUUUUUAUUUUUCUGGGGGAAGCUGGGGGAGCCAGAGUAUCACAUAGCAUCGCCGUCAGCCCUUUUCUCUACCGGCUUCCAUUUUCUUUCUUAUCUUAUGUUUUUGGCUGUUGUCUCCACAUUAAUCGCAAGGAUUACCGUCCGGCCGGCGCUGCUCGCGUGCUUCCUCAGCAGGUUUUUUUGCUUUUCUCUCAUGUGUUUUUCUCAGCGCUGUGUUUUGAUCCAUUGAAACAUGCCACGCUCAUUUUUGGUGAAGAAGAUCAAGCUUGAUGAUUUCUCUUCGUCCAAUGUGGCCACUUCCAAUCACCAUCACCACCUGGACGACUCCUUCACGUUCACGCGCUCCAUCACAGACUCGGUGACCAGCCUCGGGGUUCGUCUCAGUGAAAAUGGCUACAUCCAGGAUUACAUCACACCAUCUGUAUACCAGGGGGAGAAAAAGAUGGAGCACAAGCUGGCCUCGCCAGUGUCAGACCCCCUGUACACCCAGGUCAGCGGCGGGGAGGAGUACUGCGACCCUGACCUGAAGCACCCUGACAGCCCCCAGUCUGGCAUGACCGCCAGCGGCUUCUACAGUGGUGAAUCGGAGGCCCUGGCCGAGGGUUACACCAUGGAUGCCUUCUUCAUCUCCGACGGGCGCUCGCGGAGAAAGGGCGACGGCGAGAGUCGUGGGGGGGGCUCCAGGAGCAGCAGUGCCAACGGCAGCGGCGGCGGCGCCCAGGAGAGGGGCGCCGGGACGCCCCGCCACAUCUGCAACGAGUGCGGCAAGACCUACGCCACCUCGUCCAACCUCAGCCGGCACAAGCAGACGCACCGCAGCCUGGACAGCAAGAUGGCCCGCAAGUGUCCCACCUGCAGCAAGGUGUACGUGUCCAUGCCGGCGCUGGCCAUGCACAUCCUCACCCACGACCUCAAGCACAAGUGCGACGUGUGCAGCAAGGCCUUCAGCCGGCCGUGGCUCCUGCAGGGCCACAUGCGCUCGCACACGGGGGAGAAGCCUUUCGCCUGCGCCCACUGUGGCAAAGCCUUCGCCGACCGCUCAAACCUCCGCGCCCACAUGCAAACACACUCUGCCUUCAAGCACUACAGAUGCAAGCGCUGCAAUAAGACCUUCGCUCUCAAGUCCUACCUGAACAAGCACUACGAGUCCGCUUGCUUUAAGGGCUCCGCAGACGAGGACGACUCUGGAUCAGAGAACUAAUCACGAGGAAGACCCCCCCCCACCCCCCAGUUGUUGGUUCGCAGCCCACAACCCCGUUCACUCUGCCCUCCAUGCCUUUUUUCCUCCCUUUUUUAGAAAGCAAUAUUUUCACUGAGAUUACGUGAAGAAACUGAUUAUGGCAAAGACAAUUUCAAAAAGAUGCUGGAUUUUUUUCCCUGCACAGUAGCUAAUCUUCCACAGAAACAUACAAUCAAACAACUUCCCCCAAAUAGAGACUGUAGACGAUAGUUGUACACAUUUAAGCGACAUGUGCUCGCGCUGACGCGGGCGCACGGAAACACACUGACACUUGUAUGCACACACUCAUGUACAAACAUGACACACGCGCGCAAUUAUAUAUGAGGCCUGGCAUGUGAAUUUUUAUCAAUGACUAUAAUGAUAUUGAUAUCAAUAGUAAUAAUAUUUAGAUUCCUGAUAUUUUAUAGCAAAUAGUAUUAAGAAAAUGAAAAAAAAAACAUAAAAAAGGACUAACAGUGUUCUUUUGUUUUUUAGAGACAAAAUGACCUCUUGUAUUUUUAUGCUGCUUUUUAUUUGCUAAGAAUUGAAUUCUUUUGCAACUGCCAACAUGAACUUUUUAUGAAAAUGUGAACUAUGACAGUAUUUGCAAAAAAAGGGAGAUCAUUUUCAAAGGUAAAAAGACAAAACCCCUUUUUUCCAGUGUUUCAAUUUAACGGAUGUUAUUUUUCUAUUUGAUUUUUCUAAAUUUAUUUUUUUGUGCUUCUUAUCCCUCGUCGGUCAAAAAGCAUCUUUGUAACUGUGGGUAGACAGGAGACGCUCGUAGGCCACAGGUCAUUGAAUUCACCCCUGCAGCAGCAGCAGCAGCGGUUUUAAAACGUUUAGCAGGCCUGUUGAACAGGUUAUCACGCACGCCGCCUGAUCCAAUCCAUAGUCUCACGCGACGCAGGGACGCAGACAAAACAAAGCGGAACCCGACCAAACGACCUAUUGUUAUAAGUGCCACGCGUGGUCGUCUAUAGCAAUCCAAUCUCCCGUUGUUCUUCCUCCACCGCGGUGGCUUGCAUAAACUUCGCUGCCUUCGUGGUGCACCGUCCAAUCCUAACAAGCAAUCUCCAGCCAGUGUUCGAGGUGCUUCCCCUCUGCCAGUGUUACCUCGGAGUGAAGGUAUGAAGUCACGCACCCUCAGUUACAAAGUGACACUCCAAUAAUUCUGUUUGUCUGUUUAUAUGUCGCUCGAAGCUCCGCCCACAGUUUAGAUGCAUCCAUCUAUUUAUCAUGUAAAUACUUUAUUUAUCUGCCUAUUUACAGUAUCUAUUUAUUUAUUUAUUUAACCUAUUUUUGUGUAUUUAUUGAAGACCUGCUUAUUUCUUAAUUAUCAUGUAUUUAUUUAUUGCUUUUAUUUAAAAAAAAAAAGAACAUUCAUUGACCUUGUAAGAUGCUGCUGAUCUUCAAAGAAAAUGUUUAUAUGCAUGAAAACUGUAGAAAGUCCGUGGGACUUAGUUUUUUAAAGAGGAACAAUGUACAGUACCAGUGAUAGAAGGCUUCCAAUGAAUUACUGCAGAGAUACAUGUGUUUUGUGGCAAUAACGUUACUGAUCCAGCAACUCCAAUAACACACCGUUCUGUUUUCAGAUGACUUAGGGCAAUAAAAAGAGACGAAUCAAAAGCUAAAAUCUCCAUCUUGCUGUUUUGCAAAAGCAUUGGCGGCCUCCACCCGAAUUCUGGCCCUUAUUUACAGCAUCUCAGGCAAUAAGCAACUCACAGAGACGGCCGACAGUUCAAAUGUAACAUCAUUACAGUAGAACCUGUAAAAAAAAAAACCUGUCAAAUGGAAAAGCAAUAAUAAUAAUGAUGCAAUGACUAUGAACAUUCAGUUCUUUAACCAGUGAAGUUAAAACUGCUAUUGUUAGUACUUUUAUUAUUUUUUUAUAUUUUUCAUUCUAUGGUGAAAAGCAAUCAGGUAAAACGUCCUCUGGCAGCUGACUUGAUUUGACUGAAUUCCUUUGUUGCAUAUUGAUUUCAUGACAGGAUUGUUAACGUCCUCGGUUAAGUGUUAGCCGGUAAAUAGAAUCAGAAUCAAAGCCGCCACUGCUUUGCACAGAUUCAGGGCCGUUUUAAAGAGCAAAGCAAAGCGAAUCCUGCUUUGCUGACAUAUCGAUGGCCAUACGUUCAUCACAGCGUAACUACUGCUAAAUGAUCGUGACACCACCUGUCGUUACAGAGAAAGUUUUUAUGUCUGCUGAAAUGAAACAGCCCCAAAUAAUGCACUUCUAGGUCCCUUCAUUUUGUCCCUCCGCUCCCCACUGGCCGCCCUCAUCUCGUCCCAACUGCCUCCAAACAGACGAGGCGGCGAUGGGAUGUGCUGAGGCGGGAUUGGCGGAGGGCGGCGGAGUGUGGGAGGAUAACAGGUGUUUGCAGACAGACUGCAGAUAGGGAGUGUAAUUGAGUCGGUGAGCGACCUCCAAGGGGAAGGUCAAGCACCAGCAGGCAAAUGCACUGUCAGCGAUUUGCAUAUUCCAAAUGGAUGCCACAGUCGCAGUGAUGCUGAGCUCGUCCUUAAAAACCAAAACCAAAAAAACACACACACACACACACACACACACAAAACCAGGGAUGAAUAGAAAAAAAAGAGGGUUUUCUGCUCUGUUUGUCCAUCUAGUCCUCCUGCUUCACCAUCAUCCUGUCAAUGGUCGCCUAAGUGCUACAGCUGAAUCAAUGCAUGAGAGCAUCAAACCACCUGUCCACUGAUUAACUUGCAGAACAUGCAGUUUGGCACGUCGCUCUUUUAUCCAGCUGAUGUUGAAAUCACUAGUUUUGUUAGAGGUGUUAACUAUUUUACAGUGGGCCCCAAAACCUGAAGAUAGUGUUUAAUUAAGGCAGAUAAAAGCAAUGAGAUCGUUAAAAACAUCAAUUGGAAAUAUAUGGCAGGCUUAAACUGUUGGUGGUACAGACUGUCCUACUUAAAGGAGGCACAAUUUGAUUCUAAACCUCUGAAUUUAAACGUAGGGAAACAUUGUUCCUCUUUGACCAUUUUGUAAAUAUCUCUGUAAAUAUAUCACAGCAAUAAUAUGACAAUGCAUGUAGACAUUUAAUUGCUCUUUUUCUAUUCAUGUUGUCUUUUUUUAUUAAAAAAAAAGACAAAUACAGGUACAAAUUGCAGUCUGGGUGGCCAUGUGAAUCAGGGAGUGUCUUGAUUAAAAUGCUAUCUGUUGUAAGUUACAAACAAAAACUUGUGUAUUCUCAAAGAUCUGAUCAUGUUCUGUAUAAUUUCUCUCUUCUUGUUUUCUUUUAUUUAUGUGCCCGGCUUGGCUGCGCAAUGAAAAAGUGCCAAAAAGUAUGAUUUCCAUGACAAAAGCCUUCAACAUAUGGUUGGCUGCUUAAAACCUUCCAUAUGGUCCUCAAAAAAAAAAACUGAUUAAGAUUUUCCACUUUCCUUCUCUCUGUCUUGCUCUCUCUCUUUAGCUUUCUCUCUCUGUUCCAGAUGAGUAUGAAGAAACUUAAGCCAUGAUUGCUGAGGGGUGUUUUGAUUUAUCUUGUUCUGCUACAAUAAUAAUGAUGACAACAAUAGCAAUGAUAACAUUAAUAAAAACAAUAGCACAAGGAAA